Messenger RNA from Scylla paramamosain (green mud crab), 2424 nucleotides. Its product is annotated as cholecystokinin receptor type A-like. Gene Ontology annotation, biological process: neuropeptide signaling pathway. Gene Ontology annotation, cellular component: plasma membrane. Gene Ontology annotation, molecular function: gastrin receptor activity; neuropeptide receptor activity. NCBI's taxonomy places the organism in Eukaryota, Metazoa, Arthropoda, Malacostraca, Decapoda, Portunidae. The record is from RefSeq and is a predicted model, not a curated record.
AUGGUGUCGCUGCCUGCCUUAGUGCCCCUGCCUGGAGUGUUGGCGGCGGUGGCGGCGGCAGAGGUCACCACGCAAGACACGCAGGAGAGAAGCACGUUCCCACCCUCUCCUUCCUCUGUCCUUUACUUCCCAUUGCUGUCCACCUCACACUCCUCGCCUCACGGACUCCCCACAUCCCCACAUGCUUCAUUUACCUCCUCGAUGCCUUCCAUUCCUCCCCGUGCCCUCUCUACCUCCACCUUUCCUCCCAGUACCUCCCUACAGCAUUCCAGACCAUCCAGCCUUCUCUCCUCACCACGUCUCUCCCCUAGCAAGAGGAAGUUCCCGGCAAUAGAAGUGAUGCCAACUCAACGUGUGAACCUCAGAGAAUUAACAGGUGGGGGGCGCUGCUGGGAGCGGGAGUGGGUGCGCAUCGUGGGCUUCUCCCUGAUCUUCGUGGUGGGCGUGGUGGGCAACGUGCUGGUGGUGGUGACGCUCCUGCACCACCGCAACCUCCGCUCCCUCACCAACGUGUUCCUGCUCAACCUGGCUGUCUCGGAUCUCCUACUGGGGGUGUUCUGCAUGCCCUUCACUCUCGUGGGCUCCCUCCUGCAGGACUUCGUGUUUGGGGCGCUCAUGUGUCGCCUCAUUCCCUACAUGCAAGCUGUCUCCGUGUCUGUCUCUGUCUGGACGCUGGUGGCCAUUUCUCUGGAGCGCUUCUACGCCAUCUGUCAGCCUCUCCGCUCGCGCCGCUGGCAGACAGCUUCCCACGCUUACAAAGUGAUCGCUGGCGUGUGGGCGAGCUCCCUGCUUCUCAUGACCCCCAUCGCUGCCCUCUCCACCCUCAUGCCCGUCCGUGGCGACCCAGGUCGCCACAAGUGCAGAGAGGUGUGGGCCAGUCUGGAGGCGGAGAGGACCUUCACCAUCCUCCUGACGGUGCUGCUGUUGCUGGUGCCCUUAGUGGUGAUGGCCGCUGCCUAUCUGAGGGUGGUGCGGACGCUGUGGCUCGGCCCACACCUGUCGGGGGCUGCGACGAGUGGAGAUGGCUCCCUCCGUGGCGGAGCAGCGUCAGAAGAAGAGAAUGGGGGCCCUUCCUCGCGCCUCUCCAGAGUCUCAGUAAGGUUCCGGAGGGGGGCCGCGCGUCCCCAACAGGCAGGUCACAGAGGUGGGAGGCAGAGAGCAGCCCGCGGUGGCGGCCGCUGCGGUCGUCCCCAGGCGCAGCGUAGCCUGGUGGCCAAGCGACGCGUCAUUCGAAUGCUGUUCGUGUUGGUGGCGGAAUUCUUCAUCUGCUGGACACCGCUCUUCCUGGUGAACCUGCUGUCUCUCUACAUCCCCCGCCAGGUGUAUGCCGCCCUCGGCAGCUUCGGUGUGUCCCUGGUGCAGCUGCUGGCGUACCUCUCCUCCUGCUGCAAUCCUCUCACUUACUGCUUCAUGAACGCCAAGUUUAUCCAAAGUUUCAAGCUGGCCUUCGCCUGCACCCGCCGUAGACCCUCAGCCUCGCUCCGCGGCGUGGCUGUCGUCAGCAGCUUCCACACCAUGGGCAUCAAUAAUUAUCACCAGGAUCCCCUCCCCUGCGCCGACCUGUGCCGGGACUCUCUUCCUCCUACAGGAACGGCGCCACGCAUGACACAGUCCUGCAGGGCACCGGCGUGUAGUGGUGCAGUGUGGUGUGGCAAGGAGCUGAAGGAGUGUGCAGUAGUACCUGAGCAGGUCUUGCGUGACCUUAAACGAAAGAGCUUGUAUCAGAACUGUCCGGGUGAAGUCUCCUCGUUGUGUCGAGCAGUGCGGAGUAGGCUUUGGUUCAACAGUGGCAGUGUCGCGAGGCACGAGGCACGCUCCAGCAGGCUGCACGGUGGUGAAGUUUAUCCUCGUUGGGACCAAAGGGUCCUUGUAAUGUAGAGAGUGAAUAAUUGCCUCUCGCCGCGUCACCAACAUCAAAGGCGCGUGAGAAGCGGCGUGAGGUGCGAGGCUGGGAAAAGAAUUCAUUAAGCCUGGGGAAAAGUUGUGACACUAAUUGGUACAGUUUUCCCUGAGCUCCAUAAUUUUACUGUGCUGGAAACUUUUUGGUCCAUGUGUCAGCGCGGCCAUGCACACACACUGGAAGACACCGGCGUGAAGCGAGACUCCGCACAGGCUGCGGCGGAGGGAGGCGGUGACAAAGCAGUGGCUGGAGGAGGAACAGGACGGAUAUACGUAAUCUAAACCUGAUGGAUGGGAGCAGGCCAUGGAGAGAGAGAGAGAGAGAGAGAGAGAUGAUGAGAGAGAGAGGAGAGAGAGAGAGAGAGAGAGAGAGAACGUGCAAAACCCUCCGUUACAAGCCUCAUCACAUCAGUAUCUUGCCGAUAACCGUUAAUUCAAUUCCAAUCCCAAAAUAACGAGGCUUUAAAGAUCCACGUCUUUAAAAUUUCAUAUGGUGACUAAAAUAAACUCAUAAUAAUAACCCAA